Desarmillaria tabescens is the source of this 1549-nucleotide messenger RNA. RefSeq lists its product as uncharacterized. Lineage: Eukaryota; Fungi; Basidiomycota; Agaricomycetes; Agaricales; Physalacriaceae. The record is from RefSeq and is a predicted model, not a curated record. The transcript is spliced from 4 exons. The coding region runs from base 67 to 1335 and encodes 422 amino acids.
GUAAUAGCCGGCUUCACUUCUAACUCUCACGGCGUCAGCACGGAGCUCGCUUUCCCAGCGAAGACCAUGGACAGUAUUCCUAGUAUUGAACAGGAACUAUUCGAACUUCAUAUCGGCAUUACGACUGCUGCUAACCAUUUCCAUCGCUGCAUUACUCAAUGCGAAACAUUUUCCCCGCUUAUUUUGUCAACCUAUCUUCCCGCUAUCUCGUUCAGGAGACUAGGAUUGCCUUCAAUGACCAAUUUUGACGCACUUCGGGUGCAUACACCUUCCGAGCCUGCCAAGGCCGGAGCCAUUGAAAGAACUAGCGCAAAUACAGGAAGACCUGUGAUCUUGCCUUCAGAGAUAUACGACUUGAUUUUUCACUACCUGGAUCGAUCCGAACUUGCAGCAGUAGCUUUUGGAAGCAAAUCCUUUCAUUGUAUCGCAACUCGCGUCUUGUACCCCACCAUCACCCUCAAAAAGCCCAUCGAAUCAAUCUGUUGUCUCCGCACCAUCGCAAGUAACAAAUCCUUGGCGUCUUUAGUACGUUCAUUCAAAGUAGACUGGGCCGAUCUUAAAUCCCCCACGUCGAACUUUUACGCCCUCGCACAAAGGGCUCUGCGUAACCUCACCAACCUCAACGCUCUAACCCUUGAGCUUCCCCGCAGACCUCCGUGGAUCAUCGACGAUUGCACCUUCCGUCUGAAGGAGUUUUCCUCGUCGUAUUCAUGGCAACCCAAACUUGCGCACUUCAUCGAGUCCCAGCCGACGCUGACGGCUGUGACACUCCACGGUCUCGAUGGUCUUUCUCUUGCCGCAUUCGAAGGCGGCAUGUUCAGACCGCAGUUAGCUAUUGGUUUUAACCAACUGGACGCAACGGCGGUCCCAAACCUCACGUCGUUACGUGCCAUUCACGCGACCCCCGAGCUGCUGUCGUUGUUUCUCCGUGGGCGGCCUGUGAGGACGUGUUCGGUGCCUGUCUAUCCAGACUCGGUUCUUGAGACGUUGGAUGCGCUCAUGACAACGUCGGUGGCGAUAGAGAAGCUGAGCUUGAUGAGUUUUGAUGCCGAAUCACCUGGGUAUCUAUUCGUGGAGGUAGCCAAGCGGUUCCCACAGUUGAAGGCACUACAUGUCCUCCUUUUGAGGGGAGAUUAUUCGGAGGAAAUUCUAGAUGGGAUAUCACCAGUUUUGAGAGCAUUCAAGCAACUAGAGUAUUUGACAUUCAUGGCACAGGUCCCAUUGAGUGGAUCUGCCAAGUACGAGCACAAGAUCGCUACUCAAUGGCAUCUGCACUGCCCAUCCCUGAAGACGAUCAUUUUGCCAGAAGGGAAGAUGUGGUUUAAGACCUCGUAGCGGUAGUGAAACACGCUGAGUACUCGAUACGGACGUAUAAAUGGGCUUCGUUUACAUGCUUUAUGUGCCGAACAGCAAGAGUAAUGUGACGAUUUCCUGUCCGAGUAUACCGACACCUGCUUCGAAUCACCAGAACUAUGGUAUUCAGUCGCGUCUGUCAGUUCUCCUGAAUCACUGGAACCUCGGGUACCUUCGAUCCUACUAUUACUGACUC